CCCCGCAUGCUCCAAACCGGAUCCUUCCGGAGGAAGGAGGGAAUAACGCACGAUGUGGUGGAUCGGGCUCCUCAGCCUGGUGGCCCUCUCCGAGUGCCUGGUCACCAUCCCUCUGACGAAGAUCGAGUCCACACGGGAGAGCCUGCGGGAGAAGGACCUGCUGAGAGACAAUCACCAGCAACACCCCUACAGCCACGCCUACAAGUUCCUGAGCAAAAAGGGCAUCACCAAGGAACCCAUGAGGAACUACCUGAACCUGUACUACGUUGGCACCAUCAGCAUUGGAACGCCCCCUCAGGAGUUCAGGGUCGUCUUUGACACGGGCUCAGCUGACUUAUGGGUGCCCUCCAUCUACUGCUCCAGUCGUGCCUGUGGGACACACAGAACCUUUGACCCUCAGGCGUCCUCCACCUUCCAGAACACUACCCAGCCCUUCGACCUGUUGUACGGGUCCGGCAGAGUGAUCGGGGUGCUGGGCUACGACGACGUGCGGGUUGGGGACCUUGUGUGCAAAUCCCAGGCAUUUGGCCUGAGCGAGACGGAGUCCGGCCUGUCUUUGGAAUUCAUGGUCUCUGACGGCAUCCUGGGCCUGGCCUAUCCUGACAUCGCCCUCAGAAACACCACCCCGGUCUUCGACAGCAUGUGGAACCAAAGCCUCAUAUCUGAGAACCUCUUCGCCUUCUACCUAAGCAGCAACGAGAAGAAUGGCAGUGUGGUGAUGUUUGGCGGCGUGGACCCCUCCUACUACCGGGGCGAGCUCCAGUGGGUUCCGGUGAGCAAGCAGAGCUACUGGCAGGUCACUGUGGACAGCAUCUCCAUGGAUGGCAAGGUCGUGGCCUGUCCCCGUGGCUGCCAGGCCAUUAUGGAUACUGGGACCUCACUGGUGACUGGCCCAACCAAAGCCACCCGCAACAUUCUGAGGAGCAUGAACGCCCUGACCACCAGCACAGGCAAGUACGUCAUCAGCUGCGAGGCCAUCCCAAGCCUGCCUGACAUCGUCUUCACCAUCAAUGGCGUCGCAUACCCAGUGCCAGCCAGCGCCUACACCAUGAGGGAGCAGAAGGGCAUCUGCUACCCCAACUUGAACAGCUCAAAAAGAAUCAAGCACUGGGUCCUGGGGGACGUCUUCCUGCGGCUCUAUUUCACCGUCUACGAUCGGGGCAACAACAGGAUCGGCUUGGCUCCUGCGAGGGCAUAGACAUGGGCACUGCUCCUGGAGGCCGCCAGCCCGCCCCAAGGAUUCACACACUCCCUGCGUCCCCACUACAGCUGCGUCUGGGGCUCUGCCAAGCCCUCUUCUCAGUGGAAAAGAAAGAACCUCAUUUGUGCCCAGCGGUGUGGCUCAGUGAUUGAACCUUAUCCCAUGCACUCAGACAUCACUGGGUCCAUUCCUGGUCAUACUGCAUGACCCCGGGGUUGUGGGUUCAAUCCCCAGGAGGACAAUGCAAUAGGCAG
This is a messenger RNA of Pipistrellus kuhlii (Kuhl's pipistrelle), 1455 nucleotides long. Its product is annotated as pepsin F-like. Gene Ontology annotation, molecular function: aspartic-type endopeptidase activity. Lineage: Eukaryota; Metazoa; Chordata; Mammalia; Chiroptera; Vespertilionidae. The record is from RefSeq and is a predicted model, not a curated record. Gene Ontology annotation, biological process: proteolysis. The transcript is spliced from 9 exons. Bases 53 to 1198 code for a protein of 381 amino acids.